AUGGAUUGCAAAAUGUUCAUUUUCUUAAUGGCGUUGGGAAUAAAUUUAAUUUUGGCAGAUGACGUGAGCUAUCAAGCUUGCGUCGAUAAAUACUCAAGGAAGGGAUACCAGCCGUGGCAGGAAUGGUCAGAUCAUUACACCUGCCACAGAUACCGAUGUGAAAUACGAGACGGGAAAUAUUUUAUUGCUGCUGUCGGUUGCCGCAAGCCAAAGAUACCUGAAAAUGCCCUCGAAUGUCACGAAUAUAUUGAAGACGAGAACGUUGAAUUUCCAACAUGCUGUGCUCGCUUACGUUGCGUUGUGGAACUCAAUGGUGAACGAAUUGUGCAGACACGUGGACAACCUGGUGAACUUUUCCCUGACAAGCCAUGGAAGGGCCAACAAAAUGAACCAAACGCAGCGGUAGUCGGCAUGGGACCAGUACAGCAGAACCCAGGUGGUGAACCCCAGAGUCAACCAGCUCCCGGCAUGUUUAACAACAGAGGCGCAGGCAAGCCAACGGAUGGCAGCGAUAUUAAUGGACGCCGUUACGUAGACCCAUAUCCAUCUCAACCAAUGCAAGAUUCACCAAGAAAGAAGAGAUCUACCACCCACCCCCUUUUUGACCGUGGAUUCCUACAGGAACGCGCCUAUGCCCCACAUCAGAUCAAAAUUCACGGAUAUUCCCCUGAAAAAUAUACAUCAUACUUUACAAGUAGCGUCAAAGGCAUUUCUAAUCCUAAGCUUCACAUUAAUAUGUCUUAA
This is a messenger RNA of Pieris macdunnoughi, 744 nucleotides long. The record is from the annotation of a GenBank genome assembly. NCBI's taxonomy places the organism in Eukaryota, Metazoa, Arthropoda, Insecta, Lepidoptera, Pieridae.